Heterostelium album PN500 is the source of this 933-nucleotide messenger RNA. Its product is annotated as CDC50/LEM3 family protein. The coding region runs from base 1 to 933 and encodes 310 amino acids. Lineage: Eukaryota; Evosea; Eumycetozoa; Acytosteliales; Acytosteliaceae. Gene Ontology annotation, cellular component: endoplasmic reticulum; plasma membrane; Golgi apparatus. The record is from RefSeq and is a predicted model, not a curated record. The transcript has 5 exons.
AUGGACUCGAAAGAUUCUAAACCACAAUCAAAUAGACCAGCCAAUACGGCAUUUAAACAACAAAGAUUGAAGGCAUGGGAACCAAUUUUGACACCAACACCUGUCAUUAUCUCAUUCAUUGUUAUUGGUAUUGUUUUUAUUCCCAUAGGUGCCGUUAUGAUUAGCGCUUCAAAUUCAGUUGUAGAAUCAUCACUUAGAUAUGAUGAGGUAUGUCCAGCAGGUGUUAGCAAUUGUGUAUUGAAUAUGACUAUUCCCAAAGAUAUGAAGGCACCAGUUUACUUGUACUAUAGACUCGAUAACUUUUAUCAGAAUCAUCGUCGUUAUGUUAAAUCUAGAAAUGAUGACCAACUCCGUGGUAUCGUAGUCACUGACUAUGACAAACUCAAGGAUUGCGAUCCAUACAUCUCUGUCAACGACUCUUCGAAUCCCGCCAACUUUUACUUGCCAUGCGGUCUCAUCGCUAGAAGCAUGUUCAAUGAUACAUUCUCUCUCCAACAAAACAAUAUCUCUAUUCCACUUCAAAAGAAGGGAAUUGCAUGGAGUUCCGAUGUCGACAAGAAAUUCAAGAAUCCACCCAAUGAUGCACCGGGUGUAAGAGUGAUUCAGGAUUUCACCGAUGAGGAUUUCAUCGUUUGGAUGAGAACUGCUGGUUUACCAGAUUUCAAGAAACUCUAUAGAAUCAUCAAUCAAGAUAUCAAAGCCGGUACUGUUUUUGUUAAUAUUUCUUCUAACUACCCAGUAAACUCAUUUGAAGGAAAGAAAUAUGUAGUAUUAUCAACAACAACUUGGAUCGGAGGAAAGAAUCCAUUUUUGGGAUAUGCAUAUAUAGUUGUCGGUGUCGUUUGUUUCUUCCAAGGUAUCGGUUUCUUAAUUAAACACAAGGUAGCCCCAAGAAAGCUUGGUGACACCAAAUAUUUAGAAUGGAACAAGUAG